Molecule: messenger RNA, 3922 nt
Organism: Salarias fasciatus (jewelled blenny)
Lineage: Eukaryota; Metazoa; Chordata; Actinopteri; Blenniiformes; Blenniidae
Product: protein FAM83G-like
Exons: 5
Coding region: 747-3242 (831 amino acids)
Biological process (GO): signal transduction
Molecular function (GO): protein kinase binding
Source: RefSeq, a predicted model, not a curated record
CUUCCGUUGUCGGAUUCCAGGGUCAGGCAGCCGUCAAAACUUUGUCCGCUUUCAGACAAACUUGACGGAGAUAAACUCAAAGCCCGAGCUGGACUCGAUCGCUCCGCCUCUGUGAGUUUUUCGACUUUUUGUUGUUUUGUCCGCCGCGGCUGCAUUUUUACGCACAUCUGUUGCGCCUCGGUCAGAUGAGGAGAAGUGACUCGUCAGCGCAGCGCGAUCUGACUCAUGCGGGGUUUCAACACGUUUCCAAACGGGUUCAAGCACUUUUCUUCCGCUCCAUACUGACUCACCGGCAGACACACACACUCAUCAUCCGGCCAGACGAGCCGCCCGCCCCGCUGUGUGUUUGAGCCCCGCGGCUGGAGCAGCCAAGCCAGGCCGCCUCCGCCGCCACCAGCCCCGGCCCCGCAGCAGAGCCCCGGCCGGCCCCCACCAGCUGCAGCCCCGCAGGCGGUGACCCGGCCCCCCCUUGUCAGGUGAGAGGCGUGGCGCAGGGCGGGGGAGCUUUGUUCCAGCCACACCUGCGCGAGAGCGAGAAACCGGAGCCGCGUGCGCCCUGUCGGAGCUCUGCUUGCCCCAGAUGGACGCGCUCCCGUCCGGACGGACGUGCUCCCCAGCCCGGGCUCCCGGCUCGGCCUGAACCGUGAUGACCGUCCGCCCCGCUCCGCUCUUUGACUCUUCUUCAGAGGGGGGACCGGGACAGAGCUGAACCAACUCUUUCGUUGCCCCGAGGGCAGAUUGGGGCCAUGGCGCUGUCUCAGAUCCAGUGUCUGGACGACCACCACGUCAACUGGCGCGUGAGCGAGAGCAAGCCGGAGUUCUUCUACAGCGAGGACCAGCGGCUCGCGCUCGAGGAGCUCAUCGCCAAGGGCCGCGAGGCCCUGGCGGAAUACGUCUGCAAGCACGGCAUCCGCGAGUUUCUGUCCGAGCCGGAGGUGGAGCGCAUCGUGCGCACGGCGGAAGCCUACCGACCCGGGCAUGAGCACCACCAGAAGCCCGAGACCCCGACCACCCCGGGGACCCCGGGGGCCCCGGGGGCCGGGGAGGAGGCGGAGGACGGGGAGGUGUCGCUGGAGUACUGGCCGGACCGAUCCGAGGCCUCCGUGGCGGAGCUGGAUCUGGGCUGGCCCGAGGCCAUCAACUACCGAGGGGUCACGCGCGUGAGCGUGUACACGCAGCCUCCCCUGGAGACGCAGACGCACAUCAAGGAGGUGGUGCGCAAGAGCAUUGCCUCAGCUCAGAAGGUGAUAGCCGUGGUGAUGGAUGCGUUCACGGACGUGGAUAUCUUCCGAGAUUUGUUGGAUGCAGCCUACAGACGCAGAAUCCCUGUGUACAUAAUCCUGGACAUGGCGGCAGUCCCCUCCUUUCUCACCAUGUGUGGCAGAGCUGAUAUGCACCGGGGACACCUAAAGAAUCUGCGUGUUCGCUGCUGUGGAGGAGUGGAGUUCUACACUCGGUCGGCUCAGAAGGUGCGAGGAUCUUUGAGCCAGAAGUUUCUGCUGGUAGAUGGAGACAGAGCCAUCUCUGGGUCAUACAGUUUCACCUGGUCUUCAUCCCGUCUGGACCGGAAUCUGAUCACCGUGAUCACAGGACAGGCGGUGGAGACCUUUGACCUGCAGUUCCGUGAGCUGUAUCUCAUGUCCAGAGGAGUGUCUCUGAGCAAGGUCCCCAUGGUGGAUGAACCCAUCCCCGACCCGCUCCCUCAGGUCGCCCCUGCGCCUGUACCAGCCUCCGUUGCCCGGAAGCUCGUCAAUCCAAAAUAUGCUCUUGUUGCCACGGGAACCCACAUAAGUCCCACCUCCUCCGACCAGAACUCGAGCAACAAGAACUCCCAGAAUCCCACCGGGCUGAAAGUGAUGAAGCGCAUCAAGGAGGUGGUCGAAGCGCCACCGAUACACCCGGGACUGGUCGGUAUGGAGAAGGCGUAUCUGAUCCCGUACCUGCCCACCUGGCCGGAGCCGGACCCGCCGAGCGACGUCAUCGGCUUCAUCAACAUCAGGGAUGAGAAGCGGGCUCAUCAGGUCCACUUACAGAGGUCGGAGAGGUUCGAGGUCAGUCAGGCCAUUCGCUUCAGCGCGCCGCUGCUGAAGCCUCAGACCGAGGAAUCCGCCUCGAGUAAGAACGCGAAAGCAGAAGCAAAGAAUCCUUCAGGGACGACAAGCCCCAAAGCGCCUUCCCCCGUGAGUCCAACUAGCAAACCCAUUAAUCAGCAGAUGGCAGUGGUAGACGCUCCUCAGCAGCCCAGCGCCCCCCCGGCACAGGAAGCACACCCCUCCAAACCGCCAACCAAAGUGAGCGCCGAGUCUUUGCCAGCAGGACAAGAAAAGACACAAACUGACGAGACGGAAGCGGCAGCGCCGCCUGUGCCGAAACGCCGCACGCUUCAGUUAGUGAUAGACCCAGAAACCUCAGACCAUGUCAGCGUGGUCAAGAUGGACCAAGUGGAGAGCCUGGAGGAUUCGUUUGAUAGAAGGAGGGCGCAGAAGAACGCGCCGUUGGUCCACGGCCGCCUCACGUCGAGGGACGACGCAGGGGACUCCGGCAGCAACGGCGACGACAGCCAAGACAGCACCAAGGUCAUAUGUGACCGGGCAGUGAACGACGACCCCUCAAGCGCCUCCACGGCCUCGGACGACGAGUUUUACGACUGCUCGCCGACGGACCAGAUCAGCCCGCUGACCAACGGGUUGAACUCGGGCUCGGGCCAGGGCCACCGUCAGGGCGACGGCGGGUUCAACAUGAUGGCGCGUUUCUCUCAGAGCAUGCUGGACCUGAGGGAGCCCAGCCAGCGGGAGGACAGCGCCGCCCUCAUUCGGCAGUCCCAGCAGCUCCGCAGACAGGGAUACCCCUCCCCUCACAGGCACAUCGGACAGUUGUUUCAGAGCUCCAGAUCUCCGGCUCGUGACGGGAGGCCGAGAGGAAACAAAGUUGUCAUUGCCAAACCAGGAAGUUUUCACCGGCCCGCUCGAGCCGCCGCCGCCAUCAUCGGAGGACACCGUUACUGGCAGAGCCAGACGAUGCAGCCGGACGCAGCCCGGCGUGCGGAGACCCGCCCCGGACGGUCGCCGCGGCGACAGAGUCCAGGCAACAAGAAGAUGGAGCGCCCGUCACAGCAGCCGGCAGUCACGUCGACGGGGAUACUCGGAGUGUCUCUUUCAAAACUCGGCAGUUUUAGAAACUUGAGAUCGCGCGGAGGAGCAUCGCCAAAGAAAGCGACUCAGAACAACAAGCCUGCCCGGUGAAUCCGGAGGCCAGCUCCGGUACAAGGAGACGUUUGCUGACAGACUUGUUGGUCAGAAAGUUGUGGCAAAACUUUCUUCCCGAUUUGAGAAACCCUUCAGUGCCUCAAACAUGAACUACUUGACGGGGGAUUUUUUUUUUUACUGAUUUGCUGGGUUUUUUUCUUUCGGAAGUGCCUGGACCAUGAGGGACUAUAGCAGCAGGUACUGGUGGGUCUGUGAGGAAAUCAGUCCAUGUUUGAACAGGGUAUGUUGUUCAUAAGGAACGCGGGUGGUAUUUUAUUGAUGAUCAGUCUCAACAGAUGGUAUUUGUUCAGCUGUGAUAUUCUUCUUUGCCAACUUAAGCGACUUCAGCCUUGUACGCAAUCCUUGAACAAAUAUUUCUGAAUGACCUCAACCGCUUUGCCUCUUCUUAGUGUCGUGCUGUGAUUCUUGUUCACAUCCUGCCUAUACAUCUGUGACUUGUUGGCAUACUUCACAUUAAGUCUACCACACUGAUAUAAGUUGGAUUUUAGAGUUGGUGCCUCUGUGAUUGGUUUGUGAUGGUGAAAGGAAAAAGUUAUCAUGUUGAUUUGUUUUUUAAUGUUCGUCGGCUGUCGCUAAUUACCGGUGCAAAUGUAAAACACGCAAUGACGUGGGACCAAAACUGAAUGUUGUAAAUAAAGAGACAAUUUGACGCGGAA